GGCGGCCCGCCACACGCUUCCGCAAGAAAGAAAGCGAAAAAGAAAAUUCGGGUAAAAAGAAAAAAAAUCAAACCGCGAAGAGAAAGCGUCUUCCAAACUUGUAGGGUUUCCGGAUCGAAGGAGCCAGCCCCGCCCACCAAGGUCGCCGCAGCCAUGGUUCGCGGAUCGCUGGGGAAGCUGGCGUCGCGCGCCCUCUCCGUCGCCGGGAGAUGGCAGCACCAGCAGCUCCGCCGCCUCAACAUCCACGAGUACCAGGGAGCGGAGUUGAUGGGGAAGUACGGGAUCAACGUGCCCAGGGGCGCGGCGGCUGGGUCCGUGCAGGAGCUCCAGGACGCCUUGAAGAACGCAUUCCCCAGUGAGAAAGAGAUAGUUGUUAAGAGUCAAAUCCUUGCUGGCGGCCGAGGACUGGGAACUUUCAAAAGUGGACUGAAAGGUGGUGUUCAUAUCGUUAAGGCUGAGGAAGCUGAAGGAAUUGCAAGUAAAAUGCUAGGCCAGAUUCUGGUAACAAAACAAACUGGUCCAGAGGGGAAGAUUGUGAGCAAGGUCUACUUGUGUGAGAAACUGUCACUUACUAAUGAGAUGUACUUUGCCAUCACCCUUGAUAGGAAAACUGCUGGCCCACUCAUAAUUGCUUGCAGCAAGGGAGGAACCAGUAUUGAAGAUCUUGCAGAGAAGUAUCCUGAUAUGAUUAUUAAGGUUCCUAUUGAUGUAUUCAAGGGAAUCACUGAUGAGGAUGCAGCUAAAGUUGUUGAUGGUCUGGCCCUAAAGGCAGCCGACAGGCAGUCUUCUAUAGAACAGAUUAAGAAGCUGUAUGAACUUUUCUGCAAGAGUGAUUGCACUCUGCUGGAGAUAAAUCCUCUCGCAGAGACAGCCGACAACAAGCUUGUUGCUGCUGAUGCAAAGUUGAACUUCGAUGAUAAUGCUGCAUUUAGGCAAAAAGAAAUCUUUGCACUGCGCGAUACAACACAGGAAGACCCUAGGGAGGUUGCUGCUGCCAAAGCAGAUUUGAACUAUAUUGGUCUUGAUGGAGAGAUUGGUUGCAUGGUAAAUGGAGCAGGAUUGGCUAUGGCUACCAUGGAUAUUAUCAAGUUGCAUGGUGGUACACCUGCCAAUUUCCUUGAUGUUGGUGGAAGUGCAUCAGAGGGGCAGGUUGUGGAAGCAUUUAAGAUACUGACUUCAGAUGAUAGAGUGAAGGCAAUUCUUGUGAACAUUUUUGGGGGCAUCAUGAAAUGUGAUGUGAUAGCAAGUGGAAUUGUAAAUGCUGCUAAACAGGUUGACCUAAAGGUUCCUGUUGUUGUUCGGUUAGAAGGCACCAAUGUAGACCAAGGAAAGAGGAUUCUCAAGGAAAGCGGAAUGACACUCAUCACUGCAGAGGAUCUUGAUGAUGCAGCAGAGAAAGCUGUAAAAGCAUCUGUCAAAUAACUUUGUAGCGGAUCUAUCUGAAGUUUCUUGUUCACUGAUAAAAGUUGAGGAGUGUUCUUUCAUGGAUUUCGGAUCGGGCCGAAGUUGCAAACUGCAACCUUUUUGAAGAGGGUUAUUUUGGCUCGAGUUUACCUUGAAACAUUGUGAUAUCAUGUUAAUAAACAUUUAUCGGCGCAACUGAGCAGAUUUUGCCAAGUGCAAUUCACCUUUACUGCUCUAAGCACCAUAGUGAGUGCAAUAUGGCGCUUGAUAUGCCAAAUCAGCGUAAGUUGCAUUUUGGGUAGGCUGUGCCAGUCAUAAAUACUUGAUAUGUUAAAUUUUAUUUUGUUCUGUUA
Messenger RNA from Phragmites australis (common reed), 1757 nucleotides. RefSeq names its product succinate--CoA ligase [ADP-forming] subunit beta, mitochondrial. The record is from RefSeq and is a predicted model, not a curated record. The coding region runs from base 154 to 1422 and encodes 422 amino acids. Gene Ontology annotation, molecular function: succinate-CoA ligase (ADP-forming) activity; ATP binding; metal ion binding. The transcript has 12 exons. Lineage: Eukaryota; Viridiplantae; Streptophyta; Magnoliopsida; Poales; Poaceae. Gene Ontology annotation, biological process: succinyl-CoA metabolic process; tricarboxylic acid cycle. Gene Ontology annotation, cellular component: mitochondrion; succinate-CoA ligase complex.